UGGGGGCGCUCUUUCCACCAUGACCCGUUUUUGUUGUAGGAGAGAAAAGUGACGCAGAGAAAAGGGGGCAGGCAGUGUGGCGGUGUAUACAAGUCUGUGCUCUCAUUCAUGCACAGUGUACAGCAGUGUUCGCCGACACUCGGGCCGUGCCACGUCCUCGUCCAAACACGACGCUGUGCGCUCUCAGGCUGAUAACACAAAGAGCCGUGACCCUGUGCAGCAGUCGUCACCAUGGCUGAAGCUCACCAGGCGGUGGCCUUCCAGUUCACUGUCACCCCUGAUGGCAUCGACCUGCAGCUGUGCCACGAGGCUCUGCGCCAGAUCUACCUCUCAGGCCUCCACUCCUGGAAGAAGAGGUUCAUUCGCUUCAAGAAUGGGGUGAUGACUGGUGUGUACCCGGGCAGCCCUGCUGGCUUCAUGGUCGUGGUUGUGUCCUACAUGUCCUACAAUAAAUACCAACAGCUGGAUCCCUCUCUGGGGUUGAUAGCCAAGCUGGGCCAACACAUACCUAUCAGUCGGUACAUGUCCACAGACAGCCAGAGGAUAGUUGGAGGAGUACUGGUGGGCACGGGCCUGUGGGUCUCCAUAAUCAUGAUAAUGAGGAAUGUCCUGAAAAGCCUGUUGUCGUGGCAUGGCUGGAUGCACGCUCGCCACGGCUCUGUGUCCUUGUCCACCCGCCUGUGGAUGUUAUUAGUGAAGGUGUUCUCUGGCAGGAAGCCCAUGCUCUAUAGUUUCCAGAACUCGCUGCCAAGGCUACCUGUCCCCUCUGUCAAGGACACCUGCAGAAGGUACCUGGAGUCAGUGCGCCCACUGAUGGAUGAUGAGCAGUAUAAUCGAAUGAAUGGCCUGGCUCAAGACUUUGAGAAGAACCUGGGACCCAGGCUGCAGUGGUACCUCAAACUCAAGUCGUGGUGGACCUCCAACUAUGUCAGUGACUGGUGGGAAGAGUAUAUUUACCUCAGAGGCCGUGGACCCAUCAUGGUCAACAGCAACUAUUAUGCCAUGGACUUCCUGUACGUGUUCCCCACCUCCAUCCAGGCUGCCCGGGCAGGUAACGCAAUCCACGCUAUCAUGCUCUACAGGAGGAAACUGGACAGAGCCCAGAUCAAACCUAUAUACUUGCUGGCGAACAAGGUUCCUCUGUGUUCGGCUCAGUGGGAGCGGAUGUUUAACACCACCCGCAUCCCUGGUUUGGAGACAGACAUCCUCCAGCACACGAACGAGAGCAAACACAUAGCUGUGUACCACAAGGGCCGUUUCUACAAAGUGUGGAUGUUUUAUGAUGGGCGGCUGCUGUUGCCACGGGAGAUCGAGCAGCAGAUGGAGAGGAUCUUGGCAGACAGCUCCGAGCCCCAGGCGGGAGAGGAGAGACUAGCUGCACUUACUGCAGGGGACAGGACCCCUUGGGCAAAAGCCCGCGAGGCCUUCUUCAGCCGUGGUAAGAACAAGCAGUCUCUAGACGCCAUUGAAAAGGCCGCCUUCUUUGUAACCCUCGAUGAAACCGAGCAGCGCUACGACUCAGACAAUCCCGUCAAGUCUCUGGACCGUUACGCCAAAUCCCUGCUGCAUGGAAACUGCUACGACAGGUGGUUUGACAAAUCCUUUAACCUGAUCGUUUUCAAGAAUGGCACCAUGGGGCUGAACGCAGAGCACUCCUGGGCUGAUGCUCCAAUCAUCGGUCAUCUGUGGGAGCACGUUCUCUCCAUGGACCCUCUGAAGCUGGGAUACUCUGACACUGGUCACUGCAAAGGGGAGCCCCACCCCAACCUGCCAGGUCCUCAGAGGCUGCAGUGGGACAUCACUGCUGAAUGCCAGGACACCAUCCAGAGCUCUCUGACGUUAGCCCAGACUCUGGCGGAUGACGUGGACUGUCACAUUAUCCCCUUCGCUGACUUUGGCAAGGGUCUGAUCAAGAAGUGCCGCACAAGUCCUGACGCCUUUAUCCAGAUCGCCCUGCAGCUCGCCCACUACAGGGACAAAGGGAAGUUCUGCCUGACGUACGAAGCUUCCAUGACGCGAUUGUUCCGUGAGGGCCGUACAGAAACUGUGCGCUCCUGUACGAUGGAAACCUGUGCCUUUGUUCAAGCCAUGAUUAAAGACGAGACAAGAGAAGAACGCCUUAACUUGCUCAAGCUGGCAGCAGAGAAGCACCAAAACAUGUACCGCCUGGCUAUGACAGGACAGGGCAUCGAUCGCCACCUUUUCUGUCUCUACGUGGUGUCGAAAUACUUGGGAGAAGACUCGGCUUUCCUCAAAGGGGUCCUGUCUGAGCCGUGGAGGCUGUCCACCAGUCAGACUCCUCUGCAGCAGGUCGACCUGUUCGACCUGGUCAGACACCCGGAGUACGUGUCGUCCGGUGGUGGAUUCGGUCCGGUGGCUGACGAUGGUUACGGUGUCUCCUACAUCAUUGUUGGUGAGAACCUCAUCAACUUCCACAUCUCCAGCAAACGCUCAAGCCCUGAAACUGACUCGCACCGCUUUGGCGGCAACAUCAAACGAGCCAUGUUGGAAAUCCUGGAUCUCUUUCAGCUCGACAAGAAAACCAAGUGAUCCUCACUCCACAUAGGAACGUUGUUCUUAGCAAAACAUAUUCUUCUGCAUACUUGUACAGAAUCAAAUGUUGGAUUUGGGAUUAUUUUAAAGCUAUAAGUGAUGUUACACAAGCGAGGAUGAUUGAAAACAUUACUGUCAAUAUUUGUGACGCUUUUAUGUGUAAUGUAUAUACAGGCGGGGUGAGACUCACUGGGGUAAAGUACGGGUUGUGCACAGUUGUAAUUUACAGAACUGUUAACACUCAUACCUAACAUAGAUUAAUAUGACUUGUGUAAAAAGGGCUGAAAGGGAGAAGAAUAUUAGUCAAUCUAAACUGAGAUUACGUAAAAGACAGUUGCAUCAUCCCAUAUUUAAAUUUCAGAUUAACCUGAGAGAUGCAAUAUUUUUAUCUUUUUUUCGUCCCCAUUUCAAAAAAAAAUCCUAUCAGUUCUUAAUUUGAGUUUUUAAAUUUCUUCUUGCUCCUCGAUCGAAGCACCCGAGUCGUACAUAAUUGGCCAAACAGCAAACCUGAUGUAAAGUUUAACAGAUUUGCAUGUUGUGUUGUGUCCACCAGUUUUACACGGCUUUGUUUAGACACUGAGGCCCGGAGCAGUUGUGUCCCAUCAACUGAAGGAAAACUACAGAUGUAUAUUUACAAGAAUUAUAAAUAUUCCGCAUUGAUCUGAUACAGACGACAGAGAGCUGCUCACGGUGUCCGACCAACGGCUCUGCAUUGCCUCCCCGGCUCCGGUGCACAGGUUGUUCCUUUUAACUGCUAUAUGGUUUAAUGACGUAGCGACAAAGGCAGAUUGUGUUUGUGCGUGUGGGUUUUUUUGUUGUUGUUGUUUUCAUACUCAGGUUUUACUUACUCGGCCUAGUAUUGUACGGUGCUGGCUGCGGCGUUGGAAGAUUGGUGCUUACGCUGGCGUGUAGGAGAAGUUGAGAUGCAGUAGGAAACCGUCUGACCUUGGCGACGCGGUGGGUAGAAUAACUUUUUCUUGCUGUUAAGGUGUGUGUGCGAGUGUGUGACCGGGGUGAAUGUGAUGUCGCCCUUCAAAUCAAAAAGUGGAAAAACUACUUGAAACACUGUCGUGCACUUAGAGACGGGCUGUUUAGCUCAAACUAACAAAUUCUCAUCCACCUACCUAGAAGCCUUUUGUCAGAUCAAUAUAGAAUAAAUACAAUUUUAUCAGCAGAGUUAACGGAGCUGUCUUUGCAGUACGGUGGUGUCACAGGUGAAGUUCAGAACUGCUUAGUGGGUUGAUGCGUCUCUUCAUAGGAAAUCACUGUCUCUCUUGCUCCUUAUGAAGAGGAGAGGCUGUCAUGUAGGAAUACAUUUUGUUUUGUUCUGUGUAUGUUGUCAGGUUCAUCACAUUAUUUAUUUUCCACGUUUUAACUUCUCUGUUCACACGACAAACUGUUUGGAGAUGUGUAUUCACCAGCUGAAUGUGGAGCUUUGCUGAUGGUUUUUUGGGGGUUUUUUUUGACAUCACACUUGAGUUAUCGCUGACUUGUUGUAGUUGUAUGACUUUUUAUCUCGGUAAGUGUCAUGUUUUUCGCUGCAUGGUUUUUGAAGAUGAAGCUGUAUAUGUUUGCCUUUUAUUUUAAAGAUGAAAAAAAAAAAAA
Molecule: messenger RNA, 4158 nt
Organism: Paralichthys olivaceus (Japanese flounder)
Lineage: Eukaryota; Metazoa; Chordata; Actinopteri; Pleuronectiformes; Paralichthyidae
Gene: cpt1ab
Product: carnitine palmitoyltransferase 1Ab (liver)
Biological process (GO): carnitine metabolic process; fatty acid metabolic process
Cellular component (GO): mitochondrion
Molecular function (GO): carnitine O-palmitoyltransferase activity
Source: RefSeq, a predicted model, not a curated record